AUGCCAACCCUUGCUUUGAUGGCUGAAAUUGAGGAAAUACCGGCGAGCCUCGUUGGAGCCACUAAUAUGGUAAUAAGAACUGUGAAAGGACGGCUCGUGUGCGCUUCGAAUAAGAUCAGUAUCAAAGAUAACAGAGAGAUCUAUGUGAUUUUGCUCAGGGAUGCAACCGUGAUGGUUGCCAAGAAAAUUCGAACGUUAGGAAAGAACACUUUUAUUGGGAAGGCUGUUUGGAAAAGCCUUUUAAAGACCUUGACAAGGCCCUAUAAGUGGGUAAUGACGUUGAAAGCCGAGCAAUUUCGAAGCAUUAGUUUCAUCCACUGCCGAAGAAAGGCAAAAGCUAAAGAGAAGUCGCCACUACCAUUGGAACGGACACCAUUCUGCUGCUGGAAAGUUCGAGAAGAAAGGGGUGAUGCGGACUGGUUCGUCAAGGUUAACACGGUAGAGAUGGAAUUCUUUGCCACGUGUCUCCUGGAAAUGCUCACCACUAAGAUUAGCAAC
Molecule: messenger RNA, 498 nt
Organism: Ostertagia ostertagi
Lineage: Eukaryota; Metazoa; Nematoda; Chromadorea; Rhabditida; Trichostrongylidae
Source: the annotation of a GenBank genome assembly